UUUGUUCCACUUGGGUGGUCUGGACUGGAGAAACGCAUUGUAGCAACAUUUUAUUUCAUAAAUCAACUCGUCCAAAGUGUCAGUAAGCACUCGAAGGGCGACAAAGUUGUUGCUUGUACAGAUUAAAAGCUCAUUCAAGUGUAGCCAAAUAGAAUUUAGCGUCUAACGUAUAUUGACGUACUCCAAAUGUACACAAAAAAGUGGCAAUGAUUUCCAGGCUUAAAUAUAUAUAUAUAUAUAUAUAUUUUUUUUUUUUAAAUCUCGAAAGCGUGUCGAGAGUGACAGUAAAAAGACCCCAACGAGCGAGCGAGGGCGACCACCCAAGUGCACGCCGUCAAAUUCUGCGUGAGUGUCAGAAAGAAAGGGGGUCGGAAAAAAGAACAGAACGAGGCUGGUAAAGUGAAGGAAGGAGGCGCCAUUGCUCGGGAUUCGGCGGCUCCGGACGGACGCCCGUGACGGAGAGUGCUCGCGCGGACUCUCGGCACGUUGGCAAGCCGAAAUGCGGAUAUGAGGAAAAAGCGGAGGCAACAAGAAAAGCAGGGGGCGGCAUGAACGCGAGCCGAAACUGCGGGCCGGCGACGGGCGGUCUGGCGGCCCUGGAGUCUGCCGCCAUGGUGACCGUGGCGCUGCUGGCGGGCCUGGGCAACCUCCUGGUGGCCGCCACGCUCUACCGCCGGCCGUACCUGCUGACGCCCAGCAACAAGCUGGUGUUCAGCCUGACGCUAUCCAACCUGCUGCUGGCGGGCCUGGUCCUCCCCUUCGCGGCCGUGGCCUCGGCCAAGAGGGAGUGGCUCUUCGGCGUGGUCUGGUGCAACUUGACCGCCUUGCUCCACCUGCUCGUCAGCUCCGCCAGCGCGCUCACGCUCGGGGCCAUCGCCGUCGACAGGUACUACGCAGUGCUUUACCCCAUGAUCUACCCCAGCAAGAUCACGGGCAACCGGGCAUCGCUGGUCAUCGCCUACGUGUGGCUGCACUCGCUGGCGGGCUGCCUGCCGCCCCUCUUGGGCUGGUCCUCCUUCGAGUUCCACUGCUUCAAGCGCAGCUGCGGCGCCUCCUGGCACCGGGCGCCCGCCUACGCCGCCUUCUGGCUGGCCUGGUGCGUCCUGCCGCCCUUCCUGCUCAUGCUGGCCUGCUACGGCGUCAUUUUUCGCGUGGCUCGCGUCAAGGCGCGCAAGGUGCACUGCGGCACGGUGGCGGCGGACGACGACGGCGCCCCUCCGCGCGGGAACGGCCGCAAGAACUCCGGCGCCUCCACCUCCUCGACCCGCAGCUGGAUCUACUCCGGGAGCCAGUGCAAGGCCUUGGUCACCAUUCUGGCGGUGGUGGGCACCUUCCUGCUCACCUGGGGGCCCUACGCGGGCGUGGCGUGCGCCGAGGCCGUCCGGGGACAGGGCGCAGUCUCCCGCGGGCUGGAGACGCUGGCCGCCUGGCUCUCCUUCUGCGGCGCCGUCUGCCACCCGCUCAUCUACGGACUGUGGAACAAGACGGUGAGGAAGGAACUUCUGGGCAUGUGCUUUGGUCAGCGCUACUACAGAGAGUCCUUCGCCGCACCGCGCCGGACCUCGCGACUCUUCAGCAUCUCCAACAGGAUCACGGAUUUGGGGAUGUCCCCCCACCUGACGGCCAUGUUGGCCGGCGGAGGGCGGCCGCCGGGCCCGGGAAGCAGCACCGGAGACACCGGCUUCAGUUUCACUCAGGACUCCUGUACGGACACGAUGCUGCUGGACAACUUUUCCAGCGAUUACUCAUCGCACGCGUGCGGAAAGAGGAGGAGCUCGGUCACCUUUGAAGACCAGCUGGAGCAUUCCAAAGAGCACGCGGCCUCUGUGCACGCGGGGGCCGAGGCGCCCCGUUCCCUGGACGCCUUCGCCGCGGGCCUGGCCCGAGCCAUCGAGAGCGACGCCAAGCUGGCCCUCUUCGGGGAGCUUUCCGCCAGGCGGCCCCCCGGGCCCGCGCACCCGGACGCCCGGAGACUGCGGCUGGAGAGCAUCGACGAAGGCAUCGUCAAAGACGAACGGAGGGAGUCCGUCCGUCCGUUCCUUUCUUCGUGAUUCAGACUGCUAAAAUAAUAAAACUUGUCGCCCCGGACCAAAAGGCGCGUUCUAGUCAUGUCGUGCAUUUGCCGCGACAAAAUGUCAUCGGGUUUUCACAAAAACCCAAAUUGCUCAGUUGAUACUUUCAACAAAAUGGUUAAAAUACAAGUACCCCGCCCCCCCAGGAAGCAGGUAGGAGAGGUCUGCUACAAACCACAAUAUUGAUAUAGGAAAUUAUGUACAGGCGUUUAAAAUACAUUAAUGAAGUGUUCCAUGAAAAAAAGAAAAUUGUAAAAGUACUUGAAGACAUUUCACUGAAAUGGGAAGUUGUCUGCAGUUGCAUGCAGACUCCAAAAAGGCAAAGUGCUUCUUUCAAACCCCCAAAGUACAUUUAACAACCAUACACAAAGCGUUGGAGAAAUACAUCAAAAUAUCAAUUAAACAAAUUAGAACAUUGAAAAAGCUAACUAAAAAGAGAAAAUCCUGUGGCAAAAAAAUAGGUUAUAGGAAAUUAAAACUGAAAAUUGAUUUUAAAAAAUAGCUUUAAAUUAAAGAAGAAGAAAAAAAAGCAUUGACAUAAAAAGUUUGAGAGCAGACGGCGAGAACCAAAGGUUGUAUUUGCCAUGUGUGGCAAAACUGAUUUUUUCCAUUAGCAUUUUUUUUCUUGCCAUGUGGCAAAAUGGAUUUUGUCACCAAAAAUGCCACAUGGGAGAAAAAAUUCCACAUGGACAAAAAAAUUCCACAUGGCAAAAUAAAUUUUGCCAAAGGUCAAGAAAAAAAGGCCACAUGUCAAAAAAAUAAAUGUUACAUGGCAAAAUCCAUUUUGCCACAAGUCAAGAAAAAAGUGUCACAUGGCAAAAUCCAUUUUGCCACAUGGGGAAAAAAGUGCCACAUGUCAAAAUCCAUUUUGCCACAUGGCAAAAAAAAUGCCACGUGGCAAAAUCAUUUUUGCUACAUGGUAAAACAAAAUGCCACAUGGAAAGAAAUGCCACAUGGCAAAUACCACUUUUGGUUUUCGGCCCUGCUUUUUAUUUAUUUUAAAUCUUAGUAUUUUCCAAAUUUUAGUUGCAUUUUUUAAUUGUGUGUGUGUGCGCAUAAAGAUAUAUAUAUAAUUUCCCCUCAUGAUUUUUAUGUCCUUAUACAUUCCUCCAACGCAUUAUGUAUUUUUUUGUAAAGUGUAAAUUCAGGCAUUAAGGGGUCAAACACUGAUGGACUGUGGAAUUCAUUUUUUAAGUUUUGAGGCAUAGUCUUACCAUUUUUGUGUGUGUGUGUGUGUGUUUUUUUUAACUCAUCGGCCACCACUGACCGCAAUAGACGUUCAGAUCAAAUCAUUUCCAUCCCUCCCAGGUUCAAAAGGAUUGGACGUCCAUCGCCGUCAGUGGCGCCGAAACAAGCUUAAAGGCAUUUCCGUCUUACCUCGUAUGUUAAACGGUACUACUUUAUUGUACUUUUACUACAUUUUAACUUGUACUAUAAAUUUUUUUUUACACAACAGAGCCGUUUUUCACGCAGACAUCUUUCAGAUGCUUUUUUAUUUUUCUUCCAAACGCUGUAAAAGAUCUUUUUUUUUUUGCAACAUAACCUCAACAAAACACCAAUGACGCUAACUUACUAAUAUUGCACAUAACUUACACUGCACUCAUCGCUCGCAUUCACGCACGUGUUCGUCCGACCUUUUCGCGUAUACAUCCGUAAGAAAGUUUCCGUAAAAAC
Messenger RNA from Corythoichthys intestinalis (scribbled pipefish), 3746 nucleotides. It is a transcript of the gene gpr161b, whose product is annotated as G protein-coupled receptor 161a. Gene Ontology annotation, biological process: G protein-coupled receptor signaling pathway. Gene Ontology annotation, molecular function: G protein-coupled receptor activity. The coding region runs from base 549 to 2051 and encodes 500 amino acids. Gene Ontology annotation, cellular component: plasma membrane; recycling endosome. Lineage: Eukaryota; Metazoa; Chordata; Actinopteri; Syngnathiformes; Syngnathidae. The record is from RefSeq and is a predicted model, not a curated record. The transcript has 6 exons.